UGGUGUGUAUGGGAAGAGUCGGGUUUGAGCAUCCGACAUACGCGCUGCUGCACAGAGUGGACCUCCGGAGUCUACAUUUAUCAAGUGCUUCUUGGACACCGGGUUAAGUUAAUUGUGCGGACCGAGGGGAAACAGUAGACUUUAAUCGCGUCAGUCGUUAAUGGUUAUGGGAUUGCUUCACCGUAACUUCCAAUUCAUAAGAGACCUGUCUACCUGGAGAGAGAAGAGUGAAGACAGAGCGACCGCUUCUCCUCGCGAUAGUUUUUCUUCUCUUCACCCGGAUUAUACGGCACUAGAGGUUGGAAAUAUACUCGAUAUCGGAAGCAGAGAGUGGGAUGCUGGGUUUCCUGGGCUCUUCUCGCUUCGCGAUGAUGUUUAAAACAAGUUGAACUGAGGCAGAUUUUCAAAGGUCACCCUCAACAAUCUCCCUAUGCUUUGCUUUUACAGUCAUUUGCUUUUAACUGUAGAACUGUAGAGGUUGUUGACUUCAGUGGUUGAAACAUCGGACACCUGGAGAAGAAGGCGAGGAAAGUUUGGAGAGAAUGUCGAGUCGCAGGGUGAAGCAUGAGCUGCCAGUGUACUGAUUUUAGACUGGCGUAUCUGAUGAGUCUAUGGGUGUGUGUUGUACUAAGCCUUCACUGCUGGGUUCUAGCCCCUGUGGCAGCCUCCCAUGAUGCCGCAGGUCCAUUUGGGUGGCUCCUUUCAGAUAAAGGGCCUUUUCAUCACUCACAGGAAUUUGCAGAAUUUGUGGAGCGUUAUCAGCAGGGCUUCACAACCAAAUAUAAGAUUUACAGAGAGUUUGGGCGCUGGAAGGUGAACAGCCUGGCUCUGGAGAGAGAGGACAAUGGCGUGGCUCUACCCCUCGAUCCAGAGUUCAUGCAGACCAUCAGACAGUUGGGCCGCAGACCCACCCUCGGUGCCAUUACCGAGAACAUUAUCAGGAAAUAUGGCACACACUUUCUGCUUUCAGCUACACUCGGAGGUGAGGAGGCGUUGACUAUAUUUGUGGACAAGAGGAGGCUAAGCCGAACAGCGGACCUGACUGACUCAAAUGGCACGGCUGUAACUCUGGAAGCCCUGCACCAGCUGGCUGCCUCCUACUUUAUAGACAGAGAGAGCACUUUGCGCAAACUGCACCACCUCCAGAUUGCUUCCACUGCCAUCAAGGUGACCGAAACAAGGACAGGCCCUCUUGGAUGCAGUAACUAUGACAACCUCGAUUCUGUCAGUUCCGUUUUGGUUCAGAGUCCUGAAAACAAGAUUUAUCUACAAGGGCUUCAGGCCAUUCUGCCAGAAUACCUAAGGAGCAGAUUUGUGGAGGCAGCUCUCAGUUAUAUUGGCUGCCACUCCGAGGGCGAGUUUGUGUGCCGGGAUAAUGACUGCUGGUGCAAAUGCAGUGUUGAUUAUCCCCAGUGCAACUGUCCAAGUGAAGACCUGACGGCUAUGCAGGACAGUCUGAAACUCAUCAGAGAAUCAUGGAUGCAAGCCAACCAAGAGUUUGAAGAGUCUGAGGACUUCCAAAAUUUUGUGAGGAGAUUACCAACGUUCUAUGCUCUGAACACAUCUGCUGUGCAGUACUUUUGGAAGAUGGACCCUGGCGUUCAGCAACGCUUUCAACUGCUGGAGACUAGCACUCAACAGCUGCUCAGCAAAGCACAUCGGAUUGUCGGCAAACUCUUCAAACUCUGUAAAAGGUGUCGGACUCAGCCCAAAAUAUCUGUGCCCAGAGAGAGGCCUCUCAGCUACUGGCUGAGGUAUAUCCUCUCCAUCAUGUACUGCAGUGAGAACAAUCAGAUAGGCUCCUACAUGGAGGAAACGCGGACCUGCUCCUGUCAUUACGAGCACCCGUCCUGCCAGGGUGUUAUCCCGUGCUCCGUAGGCGACGGCCCUCACUGCGCCUCCUGUUCCUACGAGAACCGCUCUCGCUGUGCCAGCUGCAAUCCCGGCUACAUGCUGAGCCAAGGGACCUGUAGGAAUACCAUCCCGGAUUCUACCGACAACUACAUCGGGUUCGAGACAGACCUUCAGGACAUGGAGCUGCGUUACCUGCUGCAAAAGAAGGACGGGCGGAUCAGUAUUCACGCCAUGUUCAUAAGCAAUGACGUCAGACUCAACAACUGGUUCGAUCCCAGCUGGAGAAAGAGGAUGCUGUUGACGCUGAAGAGCAACAAGUUCAAAUCUAGCCACGUUCACAUGCUCCUAGGGAUCUCCCUGCAGAUAUGCCUUACUAAAAACAGCACCCUGGAACCCUUGCUGUCCGUCUACAUCAAUCCAUUCGGAGGUAGUCAUUCUGAGAGCUGGAUCAUGCCAAUUGACCAGAACAAUUACCCUGACUGGGAAAGGACCAAGUUAGACAUCCCGCUUGACUGUUAUAACUGGACCCUGACUCUGGGAAACAAGUGGAAGACCUUUUUUGAGACUGUACACAUUUACCUGAGGAGCCGCGUCAAAACGGCAUUGGCUCAAGGGAACGGCAGCGUCCAUUUCGAGCCAUUGGAAUACAUGGACUCAUCCCGUAACCUGGGCUACAUGAAAAUCAACAGUAUGCAGGUGUUCGGAUAUAGUAUGCACUUUGAUCCGGAUGCCAUUCAGGACUUGAUCCUGCAGCUGGACUACCCAUACACGCAGGGCUCGCAGGACUCGGCCUUGCUCCAGCUGCUGGAGAUCCGAGACCGGGUCAACCGACUCUCUCCACCGGGCCAGCAACCUCUGGAUCUGUUCGCCUGCUUGUUACGCCACCGUCUUAAACUCUCUACCACUGAUGUGGUCCGAAUCCAGACUGCUCUUCAGGCCUUCAGCGCCAAGCAGCCCAACUCAAUGGAGUAUGAAACUACCAAGCUAUGUAGCUAAAAAGGCACUGCACGGUAGCAGUAUAUUUGUAGCUAUUUCAGUAACUGUAGUUAAACGGCCUGAUAGACAUAAAAAAAAUUAAAAUAAAAAAAAAACAUCGGACAGCUGCUGGGAUACAGUGUUGAUGGUGAUGCCACAGUUCUGGUUUGAAGCACUGAUGUAAUGGGCCACUUCAGAAGAAUGGCCAAACCUUUUGCCUUUUCUUUUCUUAACUGCAAUGAUGAUUUACAAUAACUCGUAGCGUGAUGACCUCAUGUCAGUUUCUGCAGAAUUUAGCAUCAGCCCCUGUCCGGAUAAACAAUGUGUGCGGUAGGACUCGUCCGGAAACAGUCUCUUGACUUUUAUUUUCACCUCUUUAUUCUCUGCAAGCAUAACAGAGACCGUAAACACAUGGUGAGCCAAACCUUGUUAGUGUAAUCAGGGGUUCCUGCUGUGUCUGGGCAGAAUUCCGACUUAUUUUAGUUUUUGUUUUUUCUCGCCUUUUCUAUGCUGUCUGUCAACACUGUAACUCUCAAAAAUAUCAGUAUCCUAAUCAACAAUAGAUGGUUUUGUUGAUGCUUAAAACUAUUUUUAUGGUAUUCAUUGGAAAAUGAAUGUACUGUAGGAGGAAAGCUGUUUAAAAAUCUCAACACCAUAAGCAAGGUACUUAUUAUAUUAUGCUGUUUCAUGUACAUUUAUUUUUAUAAAAUCUAUUAAUUGUGACAAGUUACAAAGGUAAUGUCCAUACAAUGUAUAGAACAUGAAUUUGUUAAUACUCUAAAUAAAAGUCAUUUUUAUGUGU
Molecule: messenger RNA, 3631 nt
Organism: Cyprinus carpio (common carp)
Lineage: Eukaryota; Metazoa; Chordata; Actinopteri; Cypriniformes; Cyprinidae
Product: BMP/retinoic acid-inducible neural-specific protein 3-like
Biological process (GO): negative regulation of mitotic cell cycle; positive regulation of neuron differentiation
Source: RefSeq, a predicted model, not a curated record